Anguilla rostrata (American eel) is the source of this 1894-nucleotide messenger RNA. Its product is annotated as tumor necrosis factor receptor superfamily member 14-like. Gene Ontology annotation, cellular component: external side of plasma membrane. The record is from RefSeq and is a predicted model, not a curated record. The transcript has 14 exons. The annotation marks the transcript as partial. Gene Ontology annotation, molecular function: protein binding. Lineage: Eukaryota; Metazoa; Chordata; Actinopteri; Anguilliformes; Anguillidae. Gene Ontology annotation, biological process: defense response to Gram-negative bacterium; negative regulation of alpha-beta T cell proliferation; positive regulation of peptidyl-tyrosine phosphorylation.
UUAGGGACACGUGUUUAUAAACACUGCACGGAGUACACUAGCACCUCCUGUGUACCGUGCAUUCAAAAAUCAUUCACCGAUCGGCCCAACGGUCUGUCUCAUUGUUUCUCUUGUACAGUGUGUGAGCCAGGGACACGUGUUUAUAAACACUGCACGGAGUACACUAGAACCUCCUGUGCACCAUGCAUUCAAAAGUCAUUCAUCGAUGUGCCCAAUGUCCUGUCUCAUUGUUUACCUUGUACAGUGUGUGAGCCAGACUUGGGUUUAAAAACAGAGAGAGAGUGCACCCCCACCUCUGACACAGUGUGUGGGCCUCUGGAUCACCACUACUGCACUAAGACUGAUGAUAAGGGGUGCAGCUUUGCGCUGAACCACACCAUCUGCAGGCCUGGACAGUUCAUCAUACACAACGGAACAACAUUGACUAAUACCGAAUGUGGAUACUGUCCUGAUAAAACUUUUUCAAAUAAAUCCUUUUCUGCGUACUGCAAACAACACAGAGAUUGCCAGUCCUUGGGACUUCAGGAAAUUACAGCAGGAACAAACACAUCGGAUAGUGAAUGUGGACCAAGAAAUAUUCCUGUUUACAUCAUUAUUGUGCCUGUGCUGCUUGUUUUAGCUGAUAUUUUAGCAAUCAUUUUCAUUUUAAGGAAGUUUCACCUUCUAUUUGGGAGCAGAAGGCAGAACGUGGCAACAGAUCUGACAGAAUGUGAAAGAAUGAACAGCACGAGCCAGCCACAGGAUGAAGGGAGCAGAAGGCAGAACAUGGCAACAGAUCUGACAGAACGUGAAGGAAUGAACAGCACGAGCCAGCCACAGGAUGAAGGGAGCAGAAGGCAGAACAUGGCAACAGAUCUGACAGAACGUGAAGGAAUGAACAGCACGAGCCAGCCACAGGAUGAAGGGAGCAGAAGGCAGAACAUGGCAACAGAUCUGACAGAACGUGAAGGAAUGAACAGCACGAGCCAGCCACAGGAUGAAGGUCGAUGAUAAGAUAUCUUCCUGCCUGGCUGACAUCUCCACCUAGAUGGCCAUCCACCAUCUGAAGCUCAACCUCAACAAAACUGAGCUGCUCUUCUUCCCAUGCAAGACCUCUUUACUACGUGAACUCUCAAUCACGGUUGAUGGCACCACAGUGACUGCUACUUGCAGGACAUGAUUCGAUCCUAUGUCCCUGAUCGACCACUCCGCUCUGCGGCAGCAGGGCACCUUGUAACCCCUCCCACCCGACCAAAGGGAUCACAGAGCUUCUCCACCCUAGCUCCCCAGUGGUGGAACGAACUCCCCGUCCCUCUCCGAACCUCCCCCUCACUACCCAUCUUCCACCGUGGCCUGAAGACUCACUCUUCAGACUAUACCUAGACUAACCACCACCACGCUGUAUAUUUCACUCUAAAUCCCCCCCCCCCCCCUUUUUUUCAUGAUUCUUGUUACAUGUUGCCCCAUCCCAGCACUUUUUGGUAAUUUGUAUUUGUCCUAAUUCUGUAGCUUAUUCUUCUGCCUAGUUGGUUUGCAGAGGUUAGGUCUGAAUAGUGUUCACUGUGUGACCUAAACUGUGUACAAAAUAAGUAUUGUAUCUUACUGAACCUGUGUUUAGCAGUUGUCUAUGACCAUGAAAUGCACUUUUUGUAAGUCACUUUGGAUAAAAGCGUCUGCCAAAUAAAUGUAAUGUAAUGUAACAUACUAAUAUAAUUUUAAUAUAUGUACAUCUUUUUUUUAAAAUAUAAUUUUACUGCAUAAUUCUCAUUUUAUAUUUGUUUACGUCAAACUUUGUAACCCCUGGCAUUGUACAUUUGUUUGUUCAUUAUUCCUUAUUAUUCUCAUAUUAUUUUAUAUAUGCUGUAUUUUGUAUUUCUGAUGCUGAAGUUGAAUUUUUAAAAAAAAUUGAUGGUAA